Molecule: messenger RNA, 922 nt
Organism: Cynara cardunculus var. scolymus (artichoke)
Lineage: Eukaryota; Viridiplantae; Streptophyta; Magnoliopsida; Asterales; Asteraceae
Product: NDR1/HIN1-like protein 1
Exons: 1
Coding region: 92-730 (212 amino acids)
Biological process (GO): defense response to other organism
Source: RefSeq, a predicted model, not a curated record
CAUAUUUCUCUUUGCUCAACACACUGCUGUCCACACGUAGUGGUGAAAAAGCAACCACUUUCCACCACCACCACCACCACCGACAGCAGCCAUGUCCGUCAAAGAGUGCACCCACCACAAGAAUAAGGGACGUAAUCUUCUCCGGCGACUCUGUGCCGGAUUCCUCAUCCUUGCCUUCAUCGUCCUCCUUACUUUCCUCAUCACAUGGGCCAUUCUCCAGCCCAAGAAACCACGGUUCACCCUCCAAGACGCCACCAUCUACUCCUUCAACGUCUCCGCUCCCAUCCUCCUUUCCUCCAACUUUCAGAUCACCGUUUCUUCCCGUAACCCUAACGACAGGAUCGGCGUCUACUACGACAAACUCGACGUCUUCGCCUCUUACCACAGCCAGCAAAUUACUUACUUCACCGCCAUCCAGCCGGUGUACCAAGGCCAUAAGGACACCAACGUCUGGUCUCCGUUUAUUUACGGAACCAACGUCCCGGUGGCGCCGUACAAUGGUGCGUCGUUGACUCAAGACCAAUCGGACGGUGCAAUCUCGCUAUUGAUCAAGCUGAACGGACGGGUGAGAUGGAGAGUUGGAAGGUUUAUAUCCGGGCGGUACCACAUCCAUGUGACGUGUCCCGCUUAUAUUCCGUUCGGAAACAAGCAGAAUUCGGCGAUCCCCGGAAUUGUUGUCGGCACCGGAAUUAAGUAUCAGUUAUCUCAGAGGUGCAGUGUGAAUGUGUGAAGACGAUAGAUAUAUCUCAUCUUAAUGAACGGUGUCGUUUUGAAAUGUCUUCCUAUUCACACCUCACUUUACUUUCUCUUUCCUUUUUUUUUCUUUAUAUAUAUUUAUUAUUGGAUGCAUACGUGGACGAAUUUGUAAAUUUUGGUGGAUGAGAAUAAAAAGCAAAAGUUAGCAUUGGAAAGUUAUCGCAAA